GGUGAUGAGGAAAGGUCGUGAGUCCUCUGGAUAUCAGCAGGGAGUUGGAGUGGUUGCAGGGUUGAGGACUCUGAGGCCGUGCGGAUCUUUGGUUCGAAAGGCAGAAUUUAUCUUGGGGUUUGUCUGGAGUGCUGAUGGCGGGCGUUACGGAAAAAUAAGUUACCGUGGACUAACUUUCCGAGAUUUCCUUGACGCUGCAUUCGAAAGGGGGAGGAAGGCGGUGACGAUUGGACUGUCACCUUCAGCUUUUGCACGCAACCAGAUGAUUUGCCAUCAGGCUCUGAGCCUUCAAAGCACUUCACUUGAUCUUUAUUUAUUGGCCCAAGCUCUUCAGUCAAGCAGAAAGCUUAUAAGGCAGCUUUGACUAAAGAUGACAUCCUUGUUUGCUCAAGAAAUUCGCCUGUCUAAAAGACAUGAAGAAAUAGUAUCACAAAGAUUAAUGUUACUUCAACAAAUGGAGAAUAAAUUUAUAGACGAAAACAAGGAAAAGGCAUCUCAGAUGCAAGCAGCUGAGACUGCUUUUAAAAGGAACCUUGGUCUUUUAAUGGAUAUAGAAGCCGCAGCAAAGUCUCUACAGACCCGGAUUCACCCAAUCCCGUCACCAGAGGUGGUUUCUCUUGAGACUCUUUACUGGGCAUCAGUAGAAGAAUAUAUUCCCAAAUGGGAACAGUUUCUUUUAGGAAGAGCACCAUAUCCUAUCGGUGUUGAAAAUGAAAAUGAAGCAGAAAAUACCGUUCAGAAUGAGGCGCAGUGAUAACUUCUUCACAUACUCUUUUCAAAAAAAUCUGUUUAGUACAGCUGAAUAUUAAAGAAUAUACGGGUCAUUUCGGGUACCUUAGGAAUCGAAUAUGUUCAUAUUGUCCCAUUACCUCCUCAAUGACAUGAAGAUAGGAGAAUCGGCUGACAAGUCUCAGGUUCUAUCACUUUGAGACCUACUAUUACUUCAGGGUCACGAAUUUGCUUUCUGCUAAUCCCAUGGAAGUGUUAAGAGCUAAUAUUGAAAAGUGGACUGUUUAUUAAGUAAGUCACUAAAUAAGUGUUGUGUGUCAUUUUUUUAAAAAAAAUCAUUUAUUGUCAUUCUCAUCUAAACAGUGAAUACUGGUUGUUCUGAUUUUACAUUUUCUAGAAUUGUUUUGGUUAUUUCUUUAUGGGGAUCGGGUUUAGCACAGGAUCCCAGUAGCUGUUGGCCCUUUUAACAAAUGGAAAAAAUAGAGGUAUUUACCUGCUUCAGUAUAGUAUUUAUUAGACAAUGGAUUCAUGGGAUUUUGUCCCUCAUAGAUAAUCAAACCUCUGAAGGUUCUGGAGGAAAGAACUAAACUACAAAGCACUCGAGAAGUAGCCAGUUUCAGGGGGGCUCAGACUUAGUCCUGAAAAAGGUCACCUAUUAGAGCUGGGAAUGGUUAUUGGAUUUUGACUUGGUUAUUUAAGGACUACCAGCCUAUGAAUGCAAGUAACUCCUCUCAUCUUUUCAUCUUGAAACUUGCCCUUCCCUCUCCUGUUUUCAUUAUUUCUGAAACAACUGUCAGAAAGCUUUGCAGUUCCUCAGUCCUCCACCGCUGGAGCACUCAAAAAGGUUGUUUUUUUUUUAAUUUUUUUGAUUAUAGAGGCAGCUCCUGCUAGUAAGGGGAGUCUAUGUUCAUUACAAUUCAAGAGUUUAAAAAUUUCAAACUGGUGUGUAUUUUUACAUGAAGACAGCAGGACAAGCUUUAAAAAAAAAAAAAAAAAAACAACUAUAUUGAAACGUCCAUUGUGCUGAUAAGUUCGUUUAAACCACCAUCUUGGAAAUAUCCUGUUGAGUGGGUGUUGGUGUGGGUAACAAUAACGUUGUUUUCAUAAUAUGCGCUGGCAGAUUAGCACACUUCUCUACAGUGUUAACAGUUGUAAUUAAGGAAUAAACAGCACAGAGUGUCAGUCCGAUGACAAUUUCAUCUAUAGUGUCACAAUACAAAAUGUCACAAAAUAUUAGAACUGUUAUAUAACUAUAAAAAGUACCGGCUUAAAAGCUGAAAGGCUUAAAAAAAAAAAAAAAAACAAGGAAGACAGAAAGGAAGAAAAAAGAAAACUGGCAUAGAGACCAGAACAAUUUAUACCUUCUCAAGAAUGUUCUGACAUGAAAAUAAAUUGAUAAUUUUUUUUUCCCGUUACAUCACAGUUUGGUUUCUAGCCAUCCAGUUGAUUUAGCAGGAGAAUACAGGGCUUUUUAGCAGCUUUGAAUUGGUAAACAGAUUUAGAUGUAGUAGAAAGGAACAUGAGGAAGUUUUUUUUUUUUAACAUCCAAUCUUUCCCAGCAUAUGCACAUAAGAAGGUGAAUGAAGCGAUGUGAAACUUAUUUCUCUUUAGUCGAGUGAAAAAAAGGCUAAACAUUUGUUGAGAUGGUAAAAUAUUGUGUCAAGCAAGUAGGCACAUUCCAAAAUUAAACAGUGGUUGAUACAUUAACAUCCUCAAAUAUUUGAGUGUACAUUUCCUUUGAGUUCUGUAAAUUAAAUCACCAGUAGAUUAGAUUAAAAUACAAAAUGAAUAGCAAUUUAA
This is a messenger RNA of Mirounga angustirostris (Northern elephant seal), 2529 nucleotides long. It is a transcript of the gene CEP15, whose product is annotated as centrosomal protein 15. Bases 371 to 754 code for a protein of 127 amino acids. The record is from RefSeq and is a predicted model, not a curated record. NCBI's taxonomy places the organism in Eukaryota, Metazoa, Chordata, Mammalia, Carnivora, Phocidae. The transcript is spliced from 6 exons.